Messenger RNA from Ixodes scapularis (black-legged tick), 327 nucleotides. Its product is annotated as evasin P1134-like. Lineage: Eukaryota; Metazoa; Arthropoda; Arachnida; Ixodida; Ixodidae. The record is from RefSeq and is a predicted model, not a curated record. The transcript is spliced from 3 exons. Bases 1 to 327 code for a protein of 108 amino acids.
AUGGAAGUCAAAACAUUUGCCUUUCUUCAAAUCACAGUGUUUAUUGCACUUGGAAUCCAAUUAUUUGUUGCAGGAACAUAUGCUGAUAUUAGCGAAGACGAACUUUUUACUGUAAAAUAUUGCGGAAUGAAUUGCACGCAGAAAGAUGAUGGAAGUUGGACAGCAUGCUCUGAUAAGAAUGAAGAAUGCAAAUGCUUUCAUGAAAGCGAUAAAACAGAAGGUCUCUGUUUAUCUACUGAAUACACUGACUUUACUCAAUAUGAAUGGGCAAAUAGUUCGGAGAUUGACGCAGCCACGCCCCUGCCCCCAGGGAAAUUAGUCAAUUGA